AUUUUGGCACACACUCGACAGGCAACAACUGGUUUAGACGUUGUCAUUCGCUUGCCGUCCAAAAUGGAUUUCGAGAGUGUUUUGGAUAAAUGUGGAAGCUUUAGUCGAUAUCAGUUCGUAUUGCUGGUGCUCUACGGCUAUACGAAUAUCUUGUCGUCCUUUCACUAUUUCUCACAGACCAUCAUCAGCUUUACGCCGCCGCAUAGCUGCAUGCCUGAUAAAGUUUCAGAUUCGCAUGGACUGACAAAUAUCACUCACACGGACCGCUGCAGCUACACCAAGUGGAACUCGGCGGAGUCGCGGAACGAGCAAUUCAAAUGUGAGUCCUGGAAAUUCGAGCGCGAAAGCAAUUAUGAGAGCAUUACCACUGAGCUCGAAUGGGUCUGCGAUGACGCCUACAAAUUGGCCGUGGGUCAGUCGUUCUUUUUCAUCGGCUCCGUUCUGGGCACCAUAUUCUUUGGCUAUCUGGCCGAUCGCAUCGGCAGACUGAAGGCCUGCAUGCUGACGACCUUGACUGGCGCCCUGGGCGACUUCAUCACCUCCUUCGUCAAUUCACUGCCAUUUUUCUCCGCUGGCCGCUUCAUGUCCGGCCUGUCGACAGACACACAGUACAUUCUGAUGUACAUAUUGGUGUUCGAGUACUUGAGUCCCAAACAUCGCACUUUGGGCCUCAACAUCGUUUUGGCCGUGUUCUAUUGCGUGGGCCUGGUCAUAUCGCCCUGGGUGGCCAUCUGGGUGGGCACUUGGCGCAACUAUCUGUGGGCUGCCUCGCUGCCGGCAUUGGGCGUGCUCUGCUAUCCGUGCCUGCUCUUCGAGAGCGCCGAGUGGCUGCUGACCAAGCGGCAGUUCGACAAGGCGGCGGACUGCCUGCGUCGCAUCGCCAAGUUCAACCGGCGCCAGGUGGACGAGAAUGUGUUUGUCGAGUUCAUCAAGUACUAUCACGAAAAGAUAAACAUGGAGCAGAAGACCACAAACGAUACGUUCAUGGGCAUGCUCAGGACGCCAAGAUUACGCAAGUUCACUAUCAUACUGCUCAUUAAGUCCAUGAUCAUCACGGUGGCCUUUGACAUACUCAGCCGCAACAUGGAGGGCAUGGGCACCUCGCCGUUCUUGCUCUUCUCGUACACCAGCUUCACCUACCUGCCCGCCGGCCUCACCAUCAUACUCUUCCAGAACUACAUCGGGCGCAAGGGCAUGGCCUGUGUCUCGCUCUUUGUGGGCGCCGUCAUUACGGCCGUGACGGGCUUCUUGAUCGCCAACCUGGAUCCCACUGAGCACUCACUGCUGCUGGCCCUAAUGGUGGGCCUGGGCAGAUAUGGGGGCGUGGUCGCCUACGAUGCGGAAGCGCAAUAUGCCGCCGAAAUAAUACCCACGAGUGUGCGGGGUCGCGGCAUGUCCAAUAUCCACGUCGUGGGCUAUGCCUUCGGCUUCUUCAGCUCGUAUAUCAUCUUUUUGGGCACCUUUUAUAAGCCGCUGCCCUCGAUUUUCAUCAGUCUGCUAAUGUUCAUUGGCUCGGCUCUAUGUCUAACUCUGCCGGAAACAGUAAAGAGGAAACUGCCCCAGACCCUGGCGGAAGGCGAGACUUUCGGCGUGGGCGAGAAGUGGUAUUACUUUCCCUGCUUCAGCCAAAAGAGAGAACUGCCCGAUGAUACGAUUUCUGUUGCCACCAUAGAAAAUACUCUUAAAGCUAUUUAAACUAAAUAUAUAUAUAUAUAUGUAAGUCUGCAAAUAA
Molecule: messenger RNA, 1732 nt
Organism: Drosophila arizonae
Lineage: Eukaryota; Metazoa; Arthropoda; Insecta; Diptera; Drosophilidae
Product: organic cation transporter protein-like
Biological process (GO): transmembrane transport
Molecular function (GO): transmembrane transporter activity
Source: RefSeq, a predicted model, not a curated record